GUAGUUGAGUUUGGUUCGCGAACGUGUGUGGACAUGCUGAAGCGGCUACGUUAGAAGGCCUACCGUAGAGCAAAACAAAAAAAACACCAGCGAAUAUAGCCGCGCGUGCAAACAGUCGUCUAUCCACAACCCCCCAACCCGGCACACCACCCCUCGGCCAGCUGCUUUCUGCCGGUGGUUCGGUUCGCGGAAACUAGUUUCUCCACCCCCCCCCCUUCUAGACGCGCGGAUCUGUCGCAUCGCAAAUCAUCAUCGCCGGCCGCGUCCGUACGUGUGUGAGAAAUUAAUGAAAUGCCCGUGCCGCCGCUUCAUCAAUGAAACAACUAUUCGCCUAAUAGUAAUCCCAAAGAUAGCCAUCCAAAGUGCGCCAGCACAGUUCUGUCCAGUGUUUAACUCACCAUUUUAGUUUGAGAAGAGUGCGUGCCAGCAAACCAGCCACAAAUCGCCAAUUGGAAAGCGGUUAACGAAAAUCUUGCCACAUCGAGGAGGAGACACAACCUGCCACAUAGAGACCGGAUUAUACCGGGACGACAUCCAGUGGGCCAGAGAGUGAUUGGACACACAUGUGUGUGCUGCUGGCUGGUCUUCGAUCAACAAUAUGUUUGACAACAAGUUCCGGCACAGCAAUUGAAUUUAAUAAAAUAAAUUAAACCAAAGGGCUGUCAGUAGAGUCGGAGAGAGAGAGGUCAAAAGCACACUGUUUGAAUUGUUAAUGAGCGGCAACAAAAAGCGUUAAAUGCUGAUGACGUUGCCGCUGUUUCUGCCACAGCCACUGCCACUGCCACAGCUAACGUCUCAGUCAUCGUCGCUGUCAGCGUCGCUGAUUCAACAGUGCUGAAAAGUCAAUUAAAGGCGAAUGCCGGACUGGUCUGGACUGAAAAGCCAUUGGCUAACUUGGCCAGAACGCAGCAGCUAACCGAAAGGAGGAAAGCAGACACAAAGCAACGACAGCCGGAGCCGGGGAAAAAGCCAGACGAUAGAAGCCAGUGAGUGGGUAAUGAGCGGACGACUGGCAAUUACCAUGUCGUUCGCCAAUCUCCUUGGCCAGAGCCUGGGCCUCCUGCUCCUAGUCCUGGCAGUGGUGCACGUGCCCAGUGCCCGGGGACUGGCCAACUGCCCCAAUGGGUGCGAAUGCGACGACGACACACUGAUGGUCAACUGUGGCGAGGGCUCCCUGGAUGUCCUGCCCAUCGCCCUCAACCCCGCCAUCCAGCGGCUCGUCAUCAAGAACAACAAGCUGAAGACAAUCGACUCGUCGAUGCAGUUCUAUACGCAGCUCACUUUCUUAGAGCUGUCCUUCAACGACAUGGUCUCCAUUCCGGAGCUCUCCUUCAAGUACCACGCCAAGCUGCAGGAGCUCCACCUGGACCACAACAAGAUCGGCCAGGUCUCUAACAAGACCUUCCAAGGCCUCUCCACCAUCAGCGUGCUCAACCUGCGCGGUAACCUCAUCGCCGAGCUGGAGUACCGCACCUUCUCCCCCAUGGUGAAGCUGGCGGAGCUGAAUCUCGGCCAGAACCGCAUCAGCCACAUUGAUCCGCAUGCCCUGGAUGGGCUGGUCAAUUUGCGAGUGCUCUACUUGGAUGACAACUCGCUGACCACGGUGCCCGGAGAACUGACCUUCCAGGCUCUGCCGGCCCUGGCGGAACUUUACUUGGGUACUAACUCCUUUAUGACGAUUCCCGGUGGGGCUUUCCAAGAUCUUAAGGGUCUGACCCGCUUGGACCUGCGCGGAGCCGGGCUUCAUAAUGUUUCAGGAGAGGCUCUCAACGGCCUAGAGGCCCUCCGCUACUUGGAUCUCUCGGAUAACAGCCUAGCGGCGAUUCCCACAGCCGCUCUGCAGAGGCUGGGGCGCCUGGAGCAGCUCAGCAUUGGCCAGAACGACUUUGAAGUAAUACCAUCUGGAGCCUUCGCUGGUCUUCGGGAGCUGCGGCAACUGGAGCUUACCGGCGCCAAGCGUCUGCGGCGUGUGGAGAACGGUGCCUUCAGCGGCAACACCAAUCUGGAGCACCUGAACCUCUCCAGCAACAAGCAGCUGAGCGAGCUGCCAGCCACCGCCCUGGGAGGUCUGCCCCAUCUGAGCACAGUGGUGCUGAAGGCGAACCAGCUGGGCAGCCUGGACGAGGGCCUGGUGCCCUGGGCCGAUCUCCAGAGCCUGGAUCUCUCCGAGAAUCCCUUCGUGUGCGACUGCCGACUGCUGUGGUUGCACCACCUGCUGAUCAGUCGGAAUGCCACUGGCCAGUUUGCUCCGGUAAACUGCGCCUAUCCGGCGACUGUGCGGGAUGUGCCCCUGGCCCAGCUGGCAGAGCCCAUCCUGGGCUGUGCCCACGGAGCGGCCAGUAAGCAGGCCAUCAUCGGCAUCCUGCUGGUGGCGUGCGCCGCCCUGAUCACGACGUUAGCCCUGCUGCUCUACACCUGCCGCCGUCGGAUACGGGAGCUGCUGAAGGGCCACUCGGCGCUGGGACGGAAGGAGCGCGAGUACCAGAAGACCUUCUCGGACGAGGAGUACAUGGCCAGGCCGCCGGGCGGGAUCGGAGGCGUGCACCCGUCAGCAGGUGGUUAUCCGUACAUGGGCGGCAGCAGCCGCCCCAUACCUGUCACCGAGCUAUAGCUAGAAGCACCACCCCCGCCUCAGUUGCGGGGUCGGGGUGGCGCCAUCAAUGCCGCCAAUGCGGCGGCGGUGCAGCAAAUGCAGGCUCCCAGCGCCGUGGACCAAGCCUCCUCUUCCUUCGCCCAGCUCAGCCACAUCCACUACAUGACCAAUAACGGUGCCCCGCGCGCCCAGACGCCCAAGACGAUCCACCACUCGCAGCAGGACAUGCGUCUGCUGGCCUGCAACGGCGGCAAGACCCUGAACGUGGCCUCCCUGCCCCGCCACCGUCAGACCGCCGCGGUGGUGCAGGAGAGCACGCUGUCGCACUACAGCCAACCACUUGCCAACGGAAUCCGCCUCACCCAGGACCACUUCAACCACAACCAACCGAACCACGGCUACGGCGGGGUGUACGCCAAGCCGUGCGACGCGAUGACCGAGCCGGGCUACAUCCACAACAACUCCCACUACUCGCUGCCCCUGGACCACGACCUGCCGCCCAGCCCCACGCCCACGCCACCGCCUCCGGCUCUGCCGCUCCGCAACGGCGUGGGCAUGGCGCUCAUCCACGGCAACACCACCGGACGCCGAUCCUUCAACAGCAGCAUCAACAACAACAACGUAGCCACGCUUUCGAAUAACAACCAUCACGGCGGGGCAUUGGGAAUGGUGGGCGCCGGCAACAACAAUGGGAGCCUGCGUCGGUACCACUGAUAUCCGGCCAAGACGUGCGGCACCUUGGGCCGCACCGUAAUCAAGCCUCGGCCGGACCCGGACAUCGAGCUGCAUUACUUCUACAAGGGCUGAGUUGGGGCCGAGAGUGGCGCGACGGGAGCGAUCUAAUUUAAUAUCUUAUUCUAGUGUAUAUUCCUACGUUACGUGUAUUCAGGCGAAAGCAUUCUGUAUAAAUUAGGAUUUAAUUCGAAAGGUUGUCGAGAGGGUGGGUACUAAAGGAUGCAGGACAAGGCACAAAAUGGCUGCCGGUAGCUGAACUACUUGGAGGAGUAACGACAGGCUUACAAGCACCCCGUUCUGCCAUUUCAUUUGCAUCCAGUGAUCUUAUUCAUUAAGUUUUGCUUAAACGCACUUCAAUUCAUGUACAUAAUUAGAAGCUCUUAAAAACAAUGUUUGCGACCACAAAUAAAUCAAAUAUUUAAAGAAAGAAAAUUGAAAAAAAACGAUGCCCCAGAAAUUAAUUUACUUUAUUAUAUAACAUUAAGCUAAGCGCUUAAGCACCAGUCAUUAAAACUAUGUAUGUAUUGUAUUUAGCCUAAACUAUCACAAAAGAAUAUUCCAAAAAUAAAUAAAAGAAAGCUAAACAAACGUAAAGUAAAGUAAAUUAUAUGCAAAACCUAAAAAUAGAACUCAGCAGUUUUUAUAGUUAAUAGACUCAGUAAAAUAAAAGCCGGCAUAUAUUGCAUAAAAGGUCUUUGCAGAGCGAGAGACGACACAAAUACAAAACAAAAGGCAUUAAAACUUCACAAUAUUCAUGUAGAACCUACGCCGCAUUCACAAAAUAUGAAACCAUAAGCAAUUUAUGCAACAUAAACAAAUACAAAUAAACCUAUAUACGAAUUACUAUAUUGUGUAAAUAAAAAAAAAAUGGCUAUCUCGAAAACUUA
This is a messenger RNA of Drosophila bipectinata, 4215 nucleotides long. The record is from RefSeq and is a predicted model, not a curated record. Lineage: Eukaryota; Metazoa; Arthropoda; Insecta; Diptera; Drosophilidae.